This is a messenger RNA of Euleptes europaea (tarantolino), 1968 nucleotides long. RefSeq names its product sodium/nucleoside cotransporter 1-like. NCBI's taxonomy places the organism in Eukaryota, Metazoa, Chordata, Lepidosauria, Squamata, Sphaerodactylidae. Gene Ontology annotation, biological process: nucleoside transmembrane transport. The transcript has 16 exons. Gene Ontology annotation, cellular component: membrane. The record is from RefSeq and is a predicted model, not a curated record. Bases 1 to 1968 code for a protein of 655 amino acids. Gene Ontology annotation, molecular function: nucleoside:sodium symporter activity.
AUGUCGCUCGGAGAACGUGACAGCGGCUACGAGAACCCAGCCUUAGAGCUGACGGUAAAUGACUCCUGGUUGCAGAAGGCAGCUGUGCCGUUUUCCAAAACAAGGCGGUUUUGCAAGGCUCACGCCAACAUACUCUGCAAGAUCGUCUUGGGUGUCUUGGCUGCAGCUUACCUGGCCUACUUCAUCGCAGCCUGUUGGCUGGACUUCCGACGAGCUGUGGCCUUGGUCGUUCUAACGUGCCUGGCAGCCUUCCUCGGGCUCUACUCCCUGGUCAAAAAGUGGUGCAGGGCGGCGAUCGCCCGCGGGCUCAGCCCUAUCGGGAAAUGCUUCCGGAACUCGUGGUCCUGGCUGAAAUGGGUGCUGUGCAUCAUCAUUUUGAUCGGUCUGAUCACGUGGCUGGUUCUUGACAUAUCCCAAAGGCGAGAGCAGUUGGUGUCUUUGGGGGGUUUCUGCGCAUUGGUCCUGGUGCUCUUCGCCUGCUCCAAGCACCACAGGGCUGUAUCCUGGAGGGCUGUGUUCUGGGGGCUCAGCCUGGAGUUCCUCCUUGGGCUCUUCAUCAUCCGGACGGAGCCAGGAUUUCAGGCUUUCCAGUGGCUCGGCGAACAGGUCCAGAUCUUCCUGAACUACACCACGGCAGGUUCCCGAUUUGUCUUCGGAGACCAACUGAUUCAAAACGUUUUCGCCUUCCAGGCUUUGCCCAUCAUCAUCUUCUUCAGCGCAGUGAUGUCUGUCCUCUACUACCUGGGAGUCAUGCAGUGGAUAAUCCUGAAGCUGUCUUGGAUCCUGCAGAUCACCAUGGGCACGGCAGCCACGGAGUCGCUGAGCGUGGUGGGGAAUAUAUUUGUCGGGAUGACGGAGGCGCCGCUGCUGAUCCGCCCCUACCUGAUGGAUAUGACCAAGUCGGAAGUUCAUGCUGUGAUGACCGGCGGCUUCGCUACUAUCGCCGGCAGCGUGUUGGGAGCCUAUAUUUCAUUUGGGAUUGACGCCUCGUCCUUGAUCGCAGCAUCGGUGAUGGCUGCCCCCUGCGCUUUGGCAAUGGCUAAGCUCGUCUACCCAGAAGUGGAAGAGUCCAAGUUCCGGAGCCGGGAGGGUUUGAAAAUUGCCUGUGGAGCAGAGCAGAAUAUCCUGGAAGCCAUCGGCAACGGCGCUUCAGUUUCUGUGGGCCUGGUGGCGAACAUCGCCGCCAAUCUCAUCGCCUUCCUGGCGGUGCUGGAGUUCAUCAAUGCCACGCUUGCCUGGCUGGGGAAUCUGGUCAACAUCGCAGGACUCUCCUUCCAGUUGAUCUGCUCCUAUGUCCUGAUGCCCCUGGCGUUCUUGUUAGGGGCCAGCUGGGACGACGCGGGCCUCGUCGCGGAGAUGCUGGGAAUCAAGCUCUUCCUGAACGAGUUUGUGGCCUACCAGCAGCUGUCAACUUACAGACAGCGACGGAUGGAUGGACGUCCCGAGUGGGAUGGGUCACAAAAGCAAUGGAUUUCUGUGAGAGCUGAAACCAUCACCACCUUCGCCCUGUGUGGGUUCGCCAACCUGAGCUCCAUCGGGAUCAUGCUGGGUGGCUUGUCCUCCCUGGCACCGCAGCGCAAGAGUGAAUUUUCCAGCAUCGUCCUCCGGGCUCUGUUCACAGGAGCCUGCGUUUCCCUCAUGAACGCGUGCAUCGCAGGUAUCCUGUACGUGCCCAGGGGGGAAGUGACCGAUUGCGUAGGUUUCUUCAACGCGACAGACCUCAGCUCUACCAGCUAUCCUGUCUAUGUUUGCUGCACAGACCUCUUUGGCAGAUUCACGUACGACGGUUCUGCCUGGGAAUUCCUCUUGUCGGGAGUGAGAAGCACAGCCUGUGGCAGGAAGACCGUUCUCGACAUCUACCACAAACCGAGGAGGUGCCACGUGGCAGUGCCGCGGGCAAGAAAAUACCUGAGGCUCGCAGGGUCCAACAUGGCUGGGUUCACCGUCCAUCUUUUUCUUCUCUUCUGA